AUGCUGACUUGCAGACCUGGAUUCAUCAAGUCGGUGACGAACGGCAUGCUGCUGAUUCUGGCGUAUGUCAACUUCAUCCUGAACGUGAUCCUGAUCCACCGCUCGAAGCAGCUGUACGGGCUGAGCCACUACCCCGCGGCGGGUGUCGCGCAGAUGGUGCUGGGAAUCUGCCAGAUGCUGUGGAUGCUCGCGUACCUCUGCUGGGGCAAGCGCAAGUUCUUCUCGACGACCAACAUGAUGGCCGUCAACGGCAUCUGGACGGCGUACGGCCUCGGCUCCGCCAUUGCCCUCACCUAUCUCGGCCACAAGCACGGCAACGGUUACUGCCCCCCCACACCUGGUUCGGGCGCCGGCGGUGACUGCGCAGGCAUCCUCCGCGGAAGCGAGGGCAUGGCCUGGUCCCUCUUCGGCUGGGACUUGGUCUGGUUCGGUGUCAUCGCCUGGGUCGUCGGCAAGUACAACAAUGGCAACUACAAGACUCCCCUCGGUCUCGUUCCCAUCAAGCGCCGCGCCUACGACGAGGAGAAGGAGGACGCGCCCCCCGCCCACUAA
Messenger RNA from Trichosporon asahii var. asahii CBS 2479, 552 nucleotides. RefSeq lists its product as uncharacterized. The coding region runs from base 1 to 552 and encodes 183 amino acids. The transcript has a single exon. The record is from RefSeq and is a predicted model, not a curated record. Lineage: Eukaryota; Fungi; Basidiomycota; Tremellomycetes; Trichosporonales; Trichosporonaceae.